Messenger RNA from Halichondria panicea, 2381 nucleotides. Its product is annotated as lysine-specific demethylase 7B-like. The transcript has 20 exons. Gene Ontology annotation, biological process: protein demethylation; regulation of transcription by RNA polymerase II. Lineage: Eukaryota; Metazoa; Porifera; Demospongiae; Suberitida; Halichondriidae. The coding region runs from base 93 to 2279 and encodes 728 amino acids. The record is from RefSeq and is a predicted model, not a curated record. Gene Ontology annotation, molecular function: histone demethylase activity; transcription coregulator activity.
GGCCACGCCUCCUGGGUACGAGGUGUAAUUCCAACGAUGAAUAAGAAAGGAUUUAUGAUUUGACGCUCUAUAUUUGUGUGCAUGCUCAAGAGAUGGCUGAACCAGAUGAGAGCGAUCUUUACUGCUUGUGUCGACGGCCUUACAAUGAAGAGGAGUUCAUGAUAGAGUGUGACAUCUGUCAUGACUGGUUUCAUGGAAGCUGUGUGGGUAUCGAGGAGCACCAGGGCCCUGACAUUGACAGCUACCACUGCCCCAACUGUCAGCCGGAGCAUGGACCACUCACCUUAAAGAGGAGACGGAACUGGCACCGACAUGACUACUCUGAGAUCAAUGAUGGGAAUAAGGCUAUACAGUCUGGUACAGUGACGUUUGUCAAUAUACUGAGGAAGAAAAAAUUUACGAAUGAGAACGAGAUUCUUUGUCUGUUGAAGGGGGCAGAGGUAACUCCAUCAUACUUUGACACGAAUGGGUUCACUCGUCCCAUUAUAGUAGAGGAGAAGGAUGGGCUGAGACUUAAAGUGCCGCCUCCCACCUUCAAAAUCUCUGACGUGGAGAGGAUGGUCGGAUCAAUGAGAGAGUUAGAUGUUAUUGAUGUGGCUCGGCAGGAUGACAUCAAGAUGACGAUGAGAGAGUGGACUGAGUACUAUGAGGUGGUCAAACCUCGCAAGAAGAUUCUGAAUGUCAUCAGCCUGGAGUUCUCACGCUCUGAACUAUCUAAGAUGGUGUCCCCCCCUCUGACUGUGCGGAAGAUUGACUGGAUCAACUGUCACUGGCCUGAGGACCUCCCUGAGGACUCACCCCUCUCUCGACCCUCAGUGCAGAAGUACUGUCUCAUGAGCGUCAAGGAUAGCUACACUGACUUUCAUGUUGAUUUCGGAGGCACAUCUGUCUGGUACCAUGUCCUUUGGGGUGAGAAAGUGUUCUACUUGAUACCUCCUACUGAGGAGAAUCUGACGCACUACGAGCAGUGGGUACUAUCAUCCAGUCAAAGCGAGGUGUUCUUUGGCGAUCUGGUCGCAAAAUGUUACUGCUGCAGAGUCAGACAGGGAAACACUCUCUUCAUACCUAGUGGCUGGAUCCAUGCUGUCUUGACUCCAGAGGACUCUCUUGUGUUUGGAGGAAACUUUGUUCACAGUUAUGCCAUACCCAUGCAACUGAGGAUAUAUGAAACAGAAUUUCGACUGGACACGCCCCUAAAGUUUAGACACCCCUGCUAUGAGGCCCUCACCUGGUUCGCUGCCAAGAACAUCCUCAGUGAACUGAAGGGUCACCUGAGCAAAGGGACAGCCCCUCCUGCCUAUCUGCUGGACGGCCUCAAACAAAUACGCUAUUCACUCUACUCUUGGAUUAGAACCAAAGAGAAACUGAAGGUCCACAGUGCCCAGAUCCCGCCCAGCAUACGCCCCAAUGCCCUCGUAGACAGGAUCUCAGAGACGGUCACUGCUCUAGAGGAAUAUAGAGAUCAUCAUGCCCAAGAUGAGAAGCACCCUAAGCACUCUCCUAUUAAGAUGAAAGUCACUACUGGAGGCAGUGAAAUCAUACGUCAAGAGCAAGCCAGUAUGAAGCAGAUAUCAAUGAAACUAAAAGUGCCUCAAACCAAGAUGGUGCAUCAGAAUCGUGGCCAUGGUAGUAACGACAGCUAUAGCUCCAGUGAUGAUGAGAAAAAAGAAAUAUGUCACCCAGUCAGUGAUGUCAGCAGGGGGCGGUCUGGUAGGUUGAGGAGGGGACAUGGCAUCCAGUGGGAGGUGGACGGUAGUGGGGGGGACUUUGAGGACGAUGAUUAUGUGUACCCCAAUCCAUUGGAAGAGGAGGAUGAACAAGACAGCACCAUUCUAACUGAUGAUGGAAUAAAAGUGGGACGGCCCAAGAAAAGACAAGACGAUGAUCUCUGGAAACCUCAAGGCCUAGUGAAGCCAAUAAAGAGUUCUGUAGCUAGUGGUUCCUCCAGGGACAAGAGAAAUGCCAUCAAGCGCUCAUUUGAACACACCCUUUCACCCGCUGCCUCCAAGAUCCUCAAAAUGGAAGUCAAAAUGGAUAAGCAAAAACCUAGCUCUCCAAAUCAGGACGUUCACUCCAGUCUCCAUUCUGUGUCUGGAGGAGGAUCACUGAGUGACAGCAAAGGACAGCUGGCAGAAGGCCGAGCAAGAGCUGCCGCUGCUGCUGAUGCUGUGAAUGCAGUAGUGGCUGCUUCACGUACCAAACCCAAGCUCCUCACAGCCAAGCAAAGACUGGGUAAAAUAAUGGGAAUAAAGGGAGGUGGCGCACGGUGGAAAGCAUAAACUCUUCAGUUUAGCAUUAUUAUAAUUGUCUGGUUACUGCAGAAGUAUUUUUAUGUCAGUUGAGAAACUUCUCUUCAUUCUCAUCAUUGGACUAAGCCCUCA